Parnassius mnemosyne (clouded apollo) is the source of this 1887-nucleotide messenger RNA. The record is from the annotation of a GenBank genome assembly. Lineage: Eukaryota; Metazoa; Arthropoda; Insecta; Lepidoptera; Papilionidae.
AUGGAUUUGGAGUUCCGCAAUCUCACGUACUCUGUGUAUAGCCGCAUAACAAAAGUUGAACUGAGACAAGUGGUUAAAGGCGUCAAUGGUAGAUUUUUGUCUGGACAGCUUGUUGCCAUCAUGGGUCCAUCGGGUGCCGGUAAAAGUUCUCUGCUCAACGCUAUUUCUGGAUACAGAUCAGCUGGAGUUACGGGUGAACUGCUUGUUAACGGGCAGAUUCGAGACGAGCAGCUAUUCCAGAGAUCAUCGUGCUACAUCACGCAAGAGGAUCUCCUCCAACCCUAUCUCACAGUACGAGAAACGCUAGAUGUCGCAGCCAGCCUAAAAGUGGCAAAAGGCGAGACGGCGCAUUCCGAAGAAAUACUGCAAGAGUUGGGUCUUUUGGAGCACCAGCAUACAAAGACAGAUCAAUUAUCAGGCGGACAAAAGAAACGGUUAUCAAUAGCCUUGGAGUUGGUUAACAAUCCUCCAGUUUUCUUCCUGGAUGAACCAACUAGCGGGCUAGAUACCGUCACCACAGUCCAGUGUGUGAAGCUUUUGCGACAACUGGCCAGGCAGGGCAGGACUGUUGUUUGUACAAUACAUCAGCCUACUGCCUCUCUUCUAGAACUGUUCGAUCAGGUAUACGUAAUCGCCGAUGGACGAUGUAUAUACCAAGGCGAUACAGAAGCCAUGGUACCGCACUUACAAAGUGUGGGGCUACCUUGUCCCAGACACCAUAACCCCGCUGAUUUUAUAAUUGAAAUUACAGAAAAUCCUCAAAAUAUAAAUAUGUUGUGCGAAGAAAUCGAGAACGGAAAGCUCUACAAGUCUUCCAAGUUCGAUGUCCCUCCGAUUGAACCCAUAAACAACUUAGAACUCAAAAUUUGCUAUCAAGCGGGAGAUGAGCCAGAAGAGACACAAAUUGUUCUAUCCAAUGAACAAUGUAUAUACAAGGGGAACCAAUACGAUGGAGUGAGAAAUUCUCUGACAUCACUUUCGAGUCAAGUUUCAAAGGGUAACUCGUCAUUAGCAUGGAUGAGGGUUCAAAAAUCUGAUCCCAAACUGUACCCAACAACAUAUUUUGAGCAGUUCUCGAUUUUGCUUAGAAGGAUGAUAAUACAAAUAUCAAGAAAUCGGCAAGCUCUCUGGAUCCAAACAAUUCACCAUAUCAUGUGCGGCGUGUUAAUAGGACUGUGCUUCUUAAACAUGGCGAACGACGGCACGCAGAUGUUCAAUCACUUGAAGAUGUGCGUUGGUCUGGUCAUAUUCUUCGCCUAUACCCAGAUAAUGGUGCCGGUUCUUGUCUAUCCGCAAGAAGUGAAACUUGUGAAGAAGGAGCAUUUCAACGGCUGGUACAGUCUAUCGCCUUACUACGUGGCUUUGACUGUCUCCAAGUUACCAGUUCAAGUGACGCUCAACAUCGUAUUUUGUACGAUCGUUUAUUUUAUGGUGGGAGUGCCAUUUGGAACUUCCAGGUUCAUUUGCUUCUGCCUCAUAGGUAAUGUCGUUUCACUGGCCUCUGAAGGACUGGGUAUGGCCAUUGGAUCCAUGUUUAGUGUCAGGAACGGUUGCGCCAUUGGACCAGCAGCAAUCGCUCCCUUCCUAGGCCUGGCUAUCUACGGUUUCGACUUCGCUCACCGCAUCCCCUUGUUAAUGAACAUCCUAAUGAAGACUUCAUUCAUCCGCUGCGGCGUGGUCGCCAUGGUUCUGACCAUUUUCGGCUUCGGCAGGACUCCCUUAGAUUGCAAGGAUGUCUACUGCCAUUUCGCGAAACCAGACGUUUUAUUAAAAUACUUGGAUAUAGAAAAGAGCUCCGUCUGGUUUGAAAUCGGUAUUAUGGUCACGUUAAUGGUCAUCUUCAGGUCAAUAUGCUAUAUGGGUUUAAAAUGGAGAUUUGCCACAUGA